UAAAUUCUGAUCUACCUGGUAUGUUUUGAAAGAUACGUGGCGUAGAGUGAAAUUUUGGUGUCAAUGUUUUUGAAAUAGUUCUGCUUAAAAACUAUUUAAAUAACAAUGUUUAGUUUUACAAUUUUGUCGAUUCUCUCAUAUUUAUCUGUGUCUUCUGCCUUAUAUUUUCAUAUUUCUGAAACAGAAAGAAAAUGCUUCAUUGAAGAAAUACCGGACGAGACAUUAGUUGUCGGUAAUUAUAAAUGUGAGUUAUUUGAUCCUAAAACUGGAGGAUUUAUGCCUUCAAGUCCAGGUAUUGGGAUGCAUGUUGAAAUCAGGGAUCCACAGGAAAAAGUAAUAUUAUCCAAAGUUUAUUCAUCAGAAGGGAAGUUUACUUUCACAUCAAGUUUGCCUGGAGAACAUGUGAUAUGCUUGUAUUCAAAUACUACGAAAUGGUUCAGUGGAUCUCAGUUGCGAGUCCAUUUGGAUAUCCAAGUUGGUGAACAUGCAGUUGAUUACGGAAAUGUUGCUCAGAAAGAAAAAUUGACUGAGCUUCAACUUCGUUUGCGACAACUUCUGGAUCAAGUUGAGCAGAUCUCUAAAGAGCAAAAUUACCAAAGGUAUCGUGAGGAGCGUUUCAGACAAACCAGUGAAAGUACCAACCAACGAGUACUUUGGUGGUCCAUUUCUCAAACAGCUAUUCUUCUUCUCAUGGGAUUCUGGCAGAUGAGACAUUUGAAGAGUUUCUUCCAAGCCAAAAAAUUAGUGUAAAGGACAGAAUAUUUUUAAUUAUUAUAUUAACAUCAAACAUUUUUGUAUCAUGAUUGAGUGAGACAGUUUCAUCAUCAUGUUCAGUAAAAAACAAAAAGUCCUA
Argiope bruennichi is the source of this 853-nucleotide messenger RNA. It is a transcript of the gene eca, whose product is annotated as transmembrane emp24 domain-containing protein eca-like. Gene Ontology annotation, cellular component: Golgi apparatus; endoplasmic reticulum; COPII-coated ER to Golgi transport vesicle. Gene Ontology annotation, biological process: endoplasmic reticulum to Golgi vesicle-mediated transport; Golgi organization; intracellular protein transport. The transcript has 4 exons. NCBI's taxonomy places the organism in Eukaryota, Metazoa, Arthropoda, Arachnida, Araneae, Araneidae. The record is from RefSeq and is a predicted model, not a curated record. Bases 106 to 750 code for a protein of 214 amino acids.